Molecule: messenger RNA, 4512 nt
Organism: Nerophis lumbriciformis (worm pipefish)
Lineage: Eukaryota; Metazoa; Chordata; Actinopteri; Syngnathiformes; Syngnathidae
Source: RefSeq, a predicted model, not a curated record
AUGGAACUGGUAUUUUUUGGAUGUUAUGGAGAUGUUUGCGAGAUGCCGGUGCUGAGGUGGACAAGAGGACUCAACCUGCUGUUGCUCUUCUGUCUGUUGGCUGCUCACAACUCUGCACACGACUCAGAUACUUCAUCAUCAUCAUCAUCAUCUUCAUUUAUUCCCAGAGGUUUUGUAGACUUCACAUUCACUAAGGAGCCUCAAGACACCGUAACGGUGCGGGGUGGUGUGCUACAGCUUGACUGCCAGGCACACUCAGAUUUGGCGUCCGGAAUCCCCACCAUCACAUGGCGGAAGGAUGGCGUCCUACUAAGUGCCCUGGUGGACGAAAGACGACAGGAGCUGGCCAAUGGAUCAUUACUGGUCCAGAAUAUAGUGCAUUCACGGCACCACCGCCCUGAUGAGGGGGAAUACCAGUGCCUCUCCACACUUGAAGGACUAGGAAGUAUUGUGAGCCGGACUGCAAAAGUCACCGUUGCAGGUCCUUUAAGGGUUGUUGUACCUACAGAGUCAGUUUCAUCAUACCUUGGCGACACUGCAUUGCUCCGUUGCGAGGUCUCAGGAGAACCCACGCCAAUCAUCCGCUGGCAGAAAAACCGGGACGAUCUGCCGAUGACCUUUGACUCCUCUUCCCGCCUGGCUGUGCUGCCAUCCGGUUCUCUGCAGGUCAGCCGAGUUCAACCUCCAGACUCAGCCACGUAUCGCUGUCUGGCCGACAACCCUGGCAGCACAAGGACGGGGACAGAUGCCGAGCUACGGGUGCUCCCAGAGCCUGGACUAAACCGAAACCUGCAGUUUCUCCAGCGUCCUUUGAGAGUAACAGCUCUGCUGGGAACCGAUGCUGUGCUGGAAUGUUCCGCCUCCGGAUACCCCACUCCCAGCAUUCAGUGGCGGAGAGGAGAAGAAGUGAUCCAGACUUGGAAUAAGAAGUAUUCUCUUCUGGCUGGGAGCAAUCUGAUCAUCAGAAGUGUCACAGAUGAUGACUCUGGCAGUUUUACUUGCACUGCUUCAAACAAGAACCACAACAUCACUGCAAGUGCAGAACUGAGUGUGCUGGUUCCACCUCAGUUCCUCAACUAUCCAACCAACACUUACGCCUAUGAAUCCACUGACAUUGAGUUGGAAUGUGCAGUGACAGGAAACCCAGCACCGACCAUACGCUGGAUGAAGAAUGGAGAGGAGGUUAUCCCAAGUGACUAUUUCCAAAUAGUGGAUGGCAGUAACUUGCAGAUUCUCGGUUUGGUGAAGUCAGAUGAAGGAUUUUACCAGUGCAUUGCAGAGAAUAUCGCCGGCAGCUCACAGGCUAUGGCUCAACUGUUGCUCCGAGAGCCAGUGUCCCCCAGCCCAGGCGUUGCCCUCCCCUCUGCCCCCCGCGACCUGGUCCCUGUCCUAGUGUCCAGCCGAUUUGUCCGUCUCAGCUGGCGCCCCCCAGAGGACACUGGAGGAUCAAUACAAACUUACGGCGUUUAUUACUCCCAAGAUGGCGUUGAAAGGGAGAGGUCAGUAAAUGUGUCAGAGCCCGAGUCUUUGGAGCUCAUGGUUUCCAACCUGAAGCCAGAGGAGGGUUAUAGCUUCAGAGUUGUUGCUUACAAUGAUGUCGGACCAGGAGAAAGCUCCAACCCCUUGAGGAUCACAACCAAACCAGACCUCCAGGUACCAAGCAAGAUAGAGUCACUAAAUGCUGAGGCUCUAUCGCCAACCUCCAUACAGAUAAACUGGGAGACUCCAAGCGCUCCUAAUGGACCAAUCAUCGGCUACAGAGUCAUCUGGACAGAGAACCUUUCAAGCAAGGAGCAGAGUGCCGACGUCAGUGGACUAAACUACAAGCUGGAAGGACUCAAUAAAUUCACAAAGUACACGGUUCGCGUUGUAGCUAUCAACCGCUUUGGACCUGGCACUGCCUCAGAGAACAUUAUUGUUACCACCCAAUCAGAUGUACCAAGUGCUCCUCCCCAGAACAUCACCUUAGAGGUUGUGCUUUCCAGGAGCAUUAAGGUGUCAUGGCAGCCACCUGCCCGCAGCGCUCAGAACGGCAUCAUCAGCGCUUACAAGAUCAAAUAUAGAAAGACCGGUCGCCGUGGAGACCAGGAAGCCAUUGAGCCCAACAACCUCUGGUAUCUUUUCACAGGUCUUGAGAAGGGCAGUCAGUACAGUUUCCAGGUUUCAGCAAUGACCACAAAUGGAACAGGUCCACCCAGCGAAUGGCACACUGCCGAGACACCCGAGAAUGAUUUGGAUGAGAGUCAGGUUCCGGACCAGCCCAGCUCUUUGCAUGUUAGGCCUCUUCCCAACAGCAUUAUCAUGUCAUGGACUCCUCCUCUCAGUCCAAGCAUCCUGGUCCGCGGUUACAUCAUCGGUUAUGGAGUUGGAAGUCCCUAUGCAGAGACGGUUCGUGUGGACAGCAAACAGAGAUACUACUCCAUUGAAAACUUAGAGCCAAGCUCACACUAUGUGAUUUCCCUGAAGGCCUUCAAUAAUGCUGGAGAAGGAGUUCCACUGUAUGAGAGUGCUGUCACUCGAUCACUGACAGACCCCAUUGACCCAUCUGAGGAUGAUCUUUUCCAUCUCUUUGAUAAAUACCCCACUGCCAUGCCAGACACCAGCACUCCCAUGAUACCCCCUGUUGGGGUCCAAGCUGUGGCUCUCUCCUCCGACUCAGUACGGGUCUUGUGGGCUGACAAUUCCAUGACCAAAAACCAGAAGUCAACUGAGGUCCGCUACUACUCUGUCAAGUGGAAGACCAGCUACUCCACCAGUGGCAAGUACAAGUCUGCAGACACCACCACCCUGAGCCAUACCGUCACUGGCCUCAAACCAAAUACCAUGUACGAGUUUGCAGUAAUGGUAACCAAAGGUCGAAAAUCAAGCACUUGGAGUAUGACGGCGCAUGCCACAACAUAUGAAGCAGCUCCCAGCUCUGCGCCCAAAGACUUGACAGUGAUCAGUCGUGAGGGACGGCCACGAGCCAUUUUAAUCAGCUGGCAACCACCGAUGGAGGCAAAUGGGCGGAUCACAGGUUAUAUCCUGUACUAUACUCUGGACAAAAACAUGCCAAUAGACGACUGGCUUAUGGAAACAAUCAGCGGGGAUCGCCUGACUCAUCAGGUUGUUGAUCUAAACCUGGACACAAUGUAUUACUUCCGGAUCCAGGCGAAGAAUGCCAAAGGUGUCGGUCCAUUGUCCGAACCUGUCCAUUUUAGGACAGCCAAAGUGGAACAUCCAGACAAGAUGGCCAAUGAUCAAGGUCGAGGAGGCGAUCAUGUAUACUGGCCACCCGAUGGCAACCUGAUAGACAGGAGCAGCAUUAAUGAGUCUCCUAUUGGUCAAAUGCAUCCACCACAUGGCAGUGCUACCCCGCAAAAUAACAAUAACCUUUUGGUCAUUAUUGUGGUUUCUGUGGGAGCCAUCACGGUGGUCGUAGUGGUUAUCGUAGCCCUCAUCUGUACACGACGAUCUUCUGCCCAACAGCGCAAGAAAAGAGCAAGCCACAGUGCCAGUAAGAGGAAGGGUAGCCAGAAGGAUCUACGACCUCCUGACCUGUGGAUACACCAUGAAGAAAUGGAGAUGAAGAACAUUGAAAAAGCUCCUAGCGUGGCCCCGUCUGGGCAUGACUCUCCCAUCCAGUCGUGCCAGGACCUUCCCCAGGUUGCUCACAGCCAAUCAGAGAGCCAGAUCGGUAGUAAGAGUAGCCACUCAGGAGCGGACGGUGAUGAAGCGUCGAGCUGUAUUUCUACUCUUGAAAGAUCCUUGGCCGCCAGGAGAGGAACACGAGGCAAAAUGAUGAUUCCUAUGGAUUCACAACCCAGCAACACACCGGUGGUCAGUGCCAUUCCAGUGCCAUCACUUGAUUCUUCUCAGUAUCCUGGUAUACUUCCUUCCCCUUCAUGCAGCUUCACCCACAACAAAUUCAGUUUAAGACCGAUGCCCUUCCCUAGCCUGACCGUGGACAGAGGAUACACGCAAGUCAUAUCCACAGAUGCUUCCACCAAUCCCCUUCUGCAGCAGCAGUCUCCACCACAACAGCCUGCUCCCCUGCUCCCUGGCUCUUCUGUUCCUUCUGCGGAACACGUUCCAGGUAUUGGCCCGGUUCCUGGGGCCCCUGCUGCUGCUACCUCUGUUGCAUCAGAGGAAUCGCAGCCAGGUGCAAAUCGGACCAUACCAACAGCAUGUGUGCGACCAACUCACCCACUAAGAAGCUUCACAAACCCACUCCUGCCACCUCCAAUGAGCACGAUAGACCCCAAGGUGUAUACAUCAAUGCUGCCACAGUCCUCUGCAAGCCUCCCAAAGCCUCAGGUGAAGACAGCUUCUCUGGGUCAGGCUGGUAAGGCUCGAUCCCCUCUGCUUCCAGUCUCAGUUCCUACAGCGCCUGACAUACCAGAGGAAGGAGGAACAAAACCCACAGAGGAUUCAGCUAACAACGUGUAUGAGCAGGACGACCUUUCAGAGCAGAUGGCUAGUUUAGAAGGGCUGAUGAAGCAGCUCAAUGCCAUUACUGGCUCUGCCUUUUAA